Messenger RNA from Magnolia sinica, 2318 nucleotides. RefSeq names its product calcium-dependent protein kinase 18-like. The record is from RefSeq and is a predicted model, not a curated record. Gene Ontology annotation, molecular function: calcium-dependent protein serine/threonine kinase activity; calcium/calmodulin-dependent protein kinase activity; ATP binding. The transcript has 12 exons. Bases 222 to 1901 code for a protein of 559 amino acids. Gene Ontology annotation, cellular component: nucleus; cytoplasm. NCBI's taxonomy places the organism in Eukaryota, Viridiplantae, Streptophyta, Magnoliopsida, Magnoliales, Magnoliaceae. Gene Ontology annotation, biological process: intracellular signal transduction; protein autophosphorylation; peptidyl-serine phosphorylation.
CGGUACAAGUUACUGAAUCCGCGUCUCUGGACACCUCCCUCUCUUCCACUCUCUUUCAGAAAGUCUUCUUUGACCACCUGCUUCCUCUUCUUCCUCUCUCUUACCCAAAACCAACCUUCUUCCUCCCUUCCUUCCUUUUUCCCAUCUUUUCUUCGUUGCAAUUUAUUCACACUCCCAUUUCAUUUGAUGGUAUUCAUUCCCACUUCUCCCACCCUUCCAUCAUGGGUGCCUGCUUCUCUACCCGCAAAGUCACUGGCUCCUCCAGCAACACCCAUAGCAAUUCCCACACUCCAAGAGAAAACAAGCCUUCUACAACAACAACAACAACUUCAACUGCUCAACAACUAAAGAAGCAGGGCAACCCACCACGUGAAAACCAUAAGAAGAAUUCACAUCAGCUAAAGCAGCAGAACCAGCCCAAAGAUAAGGGGCAUUCCAAGCGUCCCAGCGGCGUCAUCCCUUGCGGGAAGCGCACCGAUUUCGGCUACGAUAAGGAUUUCGACAAGAAGUAUUCGAUCGGAAAGCUUCUCGGUCACGGUCAGUUCGGCUACACGUUCGUUGCCACUGAUAAGGCCACCAAGGAUCGUGUCGCUGUCAAGCGGAUAGAUAAGAAUAAGAUGGUUCUUCCUAUUGCUGUCGAGGAUGUUAAGCGGGAAGUCAAGAUACUACAAGCCUUGACAGGCCAUGAGAAUGUGGUUCAGUUCCAUAAUGCAUUUGAAGAUGAUUCAUAUGUUUAUAUAGUUAUGGAGUUGUGUGAGGGCGGUGAACUGCUGGACCGCAUACUGGCGAAAAAGGAUAGUCGUUAUACUGAGAAAGAUGCAGCAAUAAUAGUCCGCCAGAUGCUCAGAGUUGCAGCACAGUGUCACUUACAUGGUUUGGUACAUCGCGACAUGAAACCUGAGAAUUUUCUUUUCAAGUCCACAAAGGAGGAUUCACCGUUAAAGGCAACAGAUUUUGGUCUGUCAGAUUUUAUAAAGCCAGGAAGGAAGUUCCAAGAUAUCGUUGGUAGUGCUUAUUAUGUCGCACCGGAGGUGCUGAAGCGCAGGUCUGGCCCCGAAUCAGAUGUUUGGAGUAUUGGUGUGAUUACAUACAUUUUGCUUUGUGGAAGGCGUCCCUUUUGGGACAAAACAGAGGAUGGAAUAUUCAAGGAGGUUUUAAAAAACAAGCCUGAUUUUCGCCGCAAGCCCUGGCCAAGCAUAAGCAACAGUGCUAAAGAUUUUGUUAAGAAGUUAUUAGUGAAGGAUCCUCGUGUGAGACUGACUGCAGCUCAAGCCUUGUCACAUCCAUGGGUGAGAGAAGGGGGAGAUGCAUCAGAGAUCCCUGUGGAUAUAUCUGUUCUAUCCAACAUGCGUCAAUUUGUGAAAUACAGCCGUUUGAAACAAUUUGCUCUUAGGGCAUUAGCAAGUACACUAAAUGAAGAGGAGUUGGCUGAUAUCCGCGAUCAGUUUGAUGCAAUUGAUGUGGAUAAAAAUGGAUCAAUUAGUCUUGAAGAAAUGAGACAAGCCCUUGCCAAAGAUCUUCCUUGGAGAAUGAGAGAGGCACGUGUUUUGGAGAUUCUUCAAGCCAUUGAUAGCAACACGGAUGGCUUGGUGGACUUCACUGAGUUUGUGGCGGCAACUUUGCAUGUGCAUCAAUUGGAGGAACAUGACUCUGAGAAGUGGCACCAACGCUCUCAAGCGGCUUUUGAGAAGUUUGAUGUUGAUAGAGAUGGAUACAUCACACCCGAUGAAUUAAGGAUGCAUACAGGUUUGAAGGGCUCCAUUGACCCGCUGCUAGAGGAGGCCGACAUCGACAAAGAUGGGAGGAUAAGCUUGUCGGAAUUCCGCAGGCUUUUGAGAACUGCAAGCUUGAGCUCACGCAACGUGCCCAGUCCAUCCGGUUUACGCAACUCCAGCAAGUAGACCAUAUGGAGAUGGUUGAUGAGAAAAAGAAAAUAGAGGGUUGUGGGAGAUCAAGCCGAUGCUCAUUUUGCAAUCUCAUAGACUACAUUGCAGCCAUUCCUGUGUCCCACCUCAUUUCAUGUUUGCGUGGUCAACUGAAGAAUAGGAAAUCAAUGGUUAAUCUGCAUGGCCUCAUCAAGACCAUGUUGCUUCAAGAAGAACCCGGUUUCCCAACUUUUCACCGACGAGCAGUUCCGGUAAAAUGUUCUUCCACACACUACUGUACAUCCUUAGGCUUGAAGGGGCCUCUUUCGUCUUGCUUGGCAAAUGUAAUGUGACUACAUCUAUCAAUGCCAAUUUGGUGUUUCGAGCUGGUAGCAUCUCAUGUUUGUGUAAUGCAACAUUUUUCGUAAUUCUAUUUGUUAUUUUCCUAUUGCA